Scomber japonicus (chub mackerel) is the source of this 1859-nucleotide messenger RNA. It is a transcript of the gene trim45, whose product is annotated as tripartite motif containing 45. Gene Ontology annotation, molecular function: protein binding; ubiquitin-protein transferase activity; zinc ion binding. Gene Ontology annotation, cellular component: chromatin; nucleoplasm. Bases 85 to 1845 code for a protein of 586 amino acids. The transcript is spliced from 8 exons. NCBI's taxonomy places the organism in Eukaryota, Metazoa, Chordata, Actinopteri, Scombriformes, Scombridae. The record is from RefSeq and is a predicted model, not a curated record. Gene Ontology annotation, biological process: positive regulation of DNA-templated transcription.
UAAUUUUCAGUACAGAAGGGUUUGUUGUACUCGACUGGUGUUCCCUUGCUUGUUUUUGGAACCAGAAGUCAUCGAAAACCUACAAUGUCGCAGCGUGAACAUAAGAAAAACGGAGAGCAGCCGACUUUAAACUCGGAACACAAGUUACACAACGUCAUGGUAAACCCGAGGUCGGUGUGUAAUGUGUGUAAACGCUUGUACCGGGACCCUAAAAUCCUGCCCUGUCUGCACACCUUCUGCUCCGACUGUAUCGGCCAGCUGGAGCCGUUCUCUGUAUCCUCUCGUAGUCACCGGGACGGUCCGGAGGAGGGCAGGGGCGGGGAGGCGUUCGCUGCGGAUCGAACCUCCGUCACCGUUACGGUGCUCUGCCCCGACUGUGACUCCGAGGUGGACAUCCCGCCUUCGGGCCCGGCCGGGCUGAGCACCGACCACCUGGCGCUAGACGAAGUGUUCCUGGAGACUCUGGUGAGCAACGGCCCACUGGGAUGCGACUUGUGCGGGGAAGGAGGCGCCGAGAGCCGCUGCGAGGUCUGCUGCGUUAACCUGUGCGAGUUCUGCUGCCAGGCACACAGGCGGCAGAAGAGAACAACAUCUCAUUCUGUUCAGCGUCUCGAGGAGCUGAGGUCUCGAGGUCGUCUCUGCCGUCCUGUCCUGUGCUCCCUGCACUCCGGCCAGCAGCUCCGGCUCUUCUGCCAGCCCUGCGACCUGCCAGUCUGCCUGGAGUGUGCCGCCACGCUGCACCGUGACCACCGCUGCUGUCCCAUGCUGGAUGUUAUCGAUCACCACGGAGACCACAUCAGAGAGCUGGUGACGGCGCGCCUUCGACCUCGCCUGGAGCAGCUGGAGCGCUCACUGCAGAAGGUGGAAGUAUCCCAAGAUGCUUUGCAGACGCGAGUGGAAGAAGCUGCGAGCGAGGUGAGGGCGUUUGCACGAAGCUACGCCAGCGCUGUGGAAGCCCACUGCGUGUCUCUGCUGCGUCGUCUGGAGGAACUCCGUGUUCAACGCAGGAACCAGCUCCACCUGCAGAGGGCGCAGCUGCAGCAGGCUCUGCUGGACGUCCGAGGCGGCGUGGAGUUUGCAGAGAGACUGCUGAGCUGCGGCUCAGAAGCUGAGAUUCUCAGCGCCAAAGGAGUGACCCUGAGAAGACUGACCACGCUGGCCAGCUACGACCCCCACCUGGCAACAGUCACCCCCGACAACGGCAGCAGCAUCAGCUUCAUGCCCAGGGAGCCAGCAGGGGAGGUGGAAGGCUACCCGGUGGUCGGGGUCAUCCACUCUAAGACAGUGGAUCUUAGCAAGUGCACCAUUGAAGGAGAAGGUCUACAGCGGGGCAGGGAGGGCCAGCAGGGUCACUUCACCCUGGUGUGCCGAGACUCAGCUGGAGAGCAGAUGGCACGAGGUGGGGAGCAUGUCCUGGUCAGCAUCGUAAACAAGGAGAAAAAAAACUGCACAGUGGAGACAACAGUGAUUGACAACAAUGAUGGAUCCUACACUGUUUCAUACACACCUGAAGAGCCAGGAGCUUACUCAGUGUGGGUUUGUGUCAAAGCCCAACACAUCAAGGGUUCUCCAUUUAUCCUGAAUGUGAAGAGGAAGUUUAGGCGUCACACUGGAACAUUUCACUGCUGCUCCUUCUGUUCCAGUGGAGGAGCCAAAGAGGCUCGCUGUGGCUGUCCAGGAACUAUGCCAGGAGGUUUCAAAGGCUGUGGUCACAGCCACAAGGGUCACCCUGGGAAGCCCCACUGGUCCUGCUGUGGCAGCACCGUGGAGCAGUCUGAGUGUCUGCCCGCGAGCGUGAAGGCUGCAGUAUCCCCACGAGGCCACCUGCGCACUGUGGAGCUCUGAGGUGACAUGGAGAC